Messenger RNA from Aspergillus tubingensis, 1320 nucleotides. RefSeq names its product dipeptidase. NCBI's taxonomy places the organism in Eukaryota, Fungi, Ascomycota, Eurotiomycetes, Eurotiales, Aspergillaceae. The record is from RefSeq and is a predicted model, not a curated record. Gene Ontology annotation, molecular function: hydrolase activity, acting on carbon-nitrogen (but not peptide) bonds. Bases 1 to 1320 code for a protein of 439 amino acids. The transcript has a single exon.
AUGGGUUCAAUCUCACAAUCGACCGGGGAGAUUUACCGGCCCACGCCUGCCGACAUUACUAUCAACAACCACCAGCCAGGUGACCCCGAGAAAGUUCUGUUCAAGAAUGUUCGCAUCUUAGACUCUACAGGCAGCCUCCCUUACCUAGGAGACGUCCUCAUCCAAGGAGAACGCAUCGUGGCUGUAGGACAGGUUGAUGAGACAGCCUCAACAGGGGCCUUGGUGAUCGAUGGAGGCGGCAGCCAAACGCUGAUGUCGGGCCUGGUUGAUGCUCAUACUCAUCUCAGCUUCAACAAUGCAAAGACACUAGACGGGCUGACCACUAUGCCACUGGAAGAGCACGUCAUUGCUACCGCUCACUCAGCCAAGACCUACCUCGACUGCGGCUACACCAUGUGCUUCGGGGCCGCCUCAGCGCGUGCCCGACUCGACAUCGCCAUCAAGGCCUCUAUCAAGUCUGGCCUCAUUCCGGGACCGCGGACCCUGGCUAACACGCCAGAGAUUACCACUACCGGGGGCGCCAUCGUCCCUGACAUAUCGAAGUAUGCAGACGGCCCGCACGAGAUGCGGAAGACAGUGCGGUCAUUCAUCGAGCUGGGAGCGGAUAACAUCAAGCUUAGCAUAACCGGUGACAACAUCACGGACAGCAUGCCGAGCGACGAGACGUACUUCACCCUGGAGGAGACAGUUGCUGCUGUGGAAGAGGCCCACAACCGAGGAAAACGAGUGUGCGCCCAUGCGCGUAGCAAGGAAUCUGUCAAGCUGUGUCUCCAGGCAGGUGUGGACGUGAUCUACCACGCUAGCUUUAACGAUGAAGAGAGCUUGAAUAUGCUGGAGCAGCGAAAGGACUCGGUCUUUGUGGCACCGGCCAUCAAUCUACCCCUUGCCACUUGUGCGGGAGAUGCUAUACCCUUCGGGUUCACGGUCGAGAUGGCCGAGAAGAAGGGCGUCAAAGAAGAGGUGGAAGCAGCUUGCAAGUCCAUGAGAGAAAUGCACAGAAGAGGCAUCCGGGUGCUGCCAGGCGGGGAUUAUGGUUUUGCGUGGGCACCGCAUGGCACGUACGCGCGGGACUUGCAUCAUUUCGUUAAGCAUUUUGGUUACACGCCAAUGGAGAGUAUUCUAGCGGCCACGGCCCUGGGAGGGGAGAUCAUGGGCCAUCCGGAGGAAUUAGGCAAAGUGCAGCCGGGGUAUUAUGCCGACGUGAUAUUAGUCGAUGGGGAUCCUCUAGCAGAUAUUACUGUUCUGCAGGAUAGGUCGCGACUGCAUGCCAUCGUGAUCAACGGCCAUAUCCACAAGAAUGUCUCGGGUCCUGCUUAUUGA